Molecule: messenger RNA, 1576 nt
Organism: Lycium ferocissimum
Lineage: Eukaryota; Viridiplantae; Streptophyta; Magnoliopsida; Solanales; Solanaceae
Exons: 6
Coding region: 235-1233 (332 amino acids)
Source: RefSeq, a predicted model, not a curated record
AGACAAAAACACCACCCAAAUUAAAGAAAGAAAAAAUCUCGUUGUCUCCAAAUAAAAAAAAAUCUCGUUUUCUCCGUACAGCUCCCAUACGUCUCAACCCCUCAUGAUAAUCACUCCCCUGAAACCUUACAACCAUAUGCAUAAUUUGUGUAUGGAUACAUAGCCAUAAUUUAAUUUUGAAUACAACAUAAUUUAACAUUCAAAUUUGCAGGCUUGUCCAAAUCAUACACAUACAUGUUCGUAUAUGCAUCAAAAAUUCGUCACGUAUUGGUGGGAAGACGAAACUGUUCUGUCAAACACAUAUCUAUAGGGGAAGUGAUGGGAGCUGUAACGUCGUCUAUGGCGGCAAAGUUUGCGUUUUUUCCGCCAAAUCCACCGUCGUAUGGGGUGGUGGUGGAAGAAACGACGGGAAAACUUAAGAUGACAGAGGUUGUGCAAGGGGAAGACGUGGACAUAUUGAAGCUAGGGACGAAGAAGGGGACAGAGAUUAUUGCCAUGUACGUGAGGAAUCCAGGGGCGAAGGUGACGGUGCUGUACUCUCAUGGAAAUGCGGCUGAUUUGGGGCAGAUGUAUGAUUUGUUCACAGAACUCAGUCUUCAUCUCCGGGUCAAUUUGAUGGGGUAUGACUAUUCAGGAUAUGGACAGUCCACUGGCAAGCCAAGUGAACAGAACACUUACGCCGACAUAGAAGCUGCAUAUAAGUGUCUUGAAGAGACAUAUGGGGUGAAAGAGGAAGAUAUAAUAUUAUAUGGACAGUCUGUUGGCAGUGGACCAACAUUAGAUUUGGCAUCUCGCUUCUCAAGAUUGAGGGCUGUGGUUCUACAUAGCCCGAUACUCUCUGGAGUUCGCGUCUUGCAUCCAGUUAAGAAGACAUACUGGUUUGACAUAUUUAAGAACAUUGACAAGAUACCAUUGGUCGAAUGUCCAGUCCUCAUUAUUCAUGGCACAGCGGAUGAUGUUGUGGAUUUUUCCCAUGGUAAGCAGUUGUUUGAUCUAUGUAAGCAAAAGUAUGACCCGUUGUGGGUUGAAGGAGGUAACCAUUGUGACUUAGAGCUCUACCCCGAGUACAUAAAACAUCUGAAGAAGUUCAUAUCAGCUAUUGAGAAAUCGACGGUUUCUACCAAUGGAGAGAAAUCGACGGUUUCUACCAAUGGUGAGAAAUUGACGGUUUCUAACAAUGAAAAUGCACCAAGUAUGGACCCAAUAGAUAAAAACCUUGAAACGUCGAAAUAGCAGAGAUUGUAGACGCAGGCCAUGCAGAGACCAGAAGGAGAAAUUUGGACCUAGUACAGAACAGAGAGAAAAACUACAAACAAGCACACACCGGAGAGAUAUAUUGAGAGCCAGCAUGGGCAAGAAAGAAACGUUAAGCAAAAAUAUGGAUCUAGCAGAAAGGGCAGAUAACAAUUCAGAACUACCAAAAGAAAGCAAGAAACAUUUUUUAUCUGUCAUAUUAUAUUAGCCGGCUAAGAGUGUUUUUCAUCUUCUGUUUCCUUGUACUAAUUAGCAUGAUCUUGUAUAAAGUGUGAUAACUGCUUUAACAAAUGAUUGCUUCAUUGGUGUGUUAUCUUGCCAA